AUGUCCGAAAACAAAUCUCAAAAUAUCUACGAUGAUCCAGCCUUCUAUUCCCAAUAUGAAGGUCUUGAUCGACAGGUCCACGGACUCGCUUAUGCUCCAGAAUGGCCGGUUCUUCAGUCCCUAAUGCCAGACCUCCAAGGUGCCAACGUUCUUGAUCUCGGAUGUGGAAGUGGUUUUAGCUGUCGAUACACUCGUUCAAAGGGUGCUGCAAGUGCACUGGGAAUUGAUGUUUCUGCAACCAUGAUCGCGCAUAGCAAAGAUCAUCCAGCAGACGAUGCAAUCACUUAUGAGCAGCGAGACUUGGAGGAUAAUCUCGAGCUUCCAGACGAGAAAUUCGACUUUGCGUUUUCAUCCUUGGCUUUCCACUAUGUCGCCAAUUUCGAACAGCUGAUUCCUCAAAUCUUCAAAGCUCUCAAACCUGGAGCCAAUUUUCUCUUCACGACUAUCCAUCCCAUUCGAUCAGCUGGGGAGGUACGAUGGAUCGAGCAUCUGGGGAAGCAACAAGCUUGGCCCGUGACUGAGUACCUGAAUGAAGGUCCAAGAACGAUUGAGUGGUUGAAUCAUCCUGUCAAGUUCCGUCACCGCACGAUCCAGACUUAUUUCGAGGUUCUUUUGGGAGCUGGAUUUCAACUAUUGAACUUCAAAGAGUGGAGUCCUAAGGAGGAGGAGUUGAAGGAGUUUCCUUUUUGGAGCCUCUCUGGAGGUGCUCCUAUGUUCAUGGUCUUCAAGUUUCUCAAGCCUAAGGUGUAA
This is a messenger RNA of Glarea lozoyensis ATCC 20868, 750 nucleotides long. RefSeq names its product S-adenosyl-L-methionine-dependent methyltransferase. Bases 1 to 750 code for a protein of 249 amino acids. NCBI's taxonomy places the organism in Eukaryota, Fungi, Ascomycota, Leotiomycetes, Helotiales, Helotiaceae. The record is from RefSeq and is a predicted model, not a curated record. Gene Ontology annotation, molecular function: S-adenosylmethionine-dependent methyltransferase activity. The transcript has a single exon.